UGUAUUAACAAGACAAUGUUCAUGUUUAAAAGAGUAAUUCAUCCUUCCACAAGCUCUAAACAAGGCAACUCGCGAGCUUAGCUCACCAAGCCACCGAAUCAAGCUAGCUCGCGAGCUUAUCAAGCUGAGCAUGGUCUAGCUCAAGCUUGGCUCGUUAACUAACGAGUUGGCUCGCGAGCCGGCUUGUUAAAUAACGAGUCGAGUGUCGAACGAGUUUUUUUCGAUUCGAACGCCGAGUUGCUCGCGAACGGCUUGGCUUAUUUGCAGCCCUAACUGCCACACAUUCAGGCAGUGUUAAGCUAACACCAAAUCUUGUCAUUCAUGGUGUUUUGUUUGUCCCAACCUUUUCUUUUAAUCUAAUCUCAGUUAGUAAACUCACUCAAUCUUUGCCUAUCACACUCACUUUCAAAUCAACCAUUUGUUAUAUCCAGGACCUUCUAACCAAGAAGAUGAUUGGUUUUGCCCAAGAGACUAAAGGCCUUUAUCAACUCACACCUUUUACCACAGAAGACCAUUCCAUUCAUGUCAAUUCCCUCAAGACUCACAACCUUACACCACAGUCUUUCGAUUUAUGGCAUUGGCGACUUGGGCAUCCCUCUGAGCAUAGGACUAAGGAAUUGAAGAAAGUUGUACCUAGUAUAGCUGUUGAAUCUGUUAGUCAUUGUGGAGUGUGUCCCCUUUCCAAACAGAAGCGUCUUCCUUUUUCUUCAAGCCAGUUUGUGGCAAAGAGUGUUUUUGAACUCAUUCAUGUUGAUAUUUGGGGUCCCCUUGCUGUUUCUAGUUACAAUGGAUUUCAAUAUUUUCUUACCAUUGUUGAUGACAAGUCAAGGUGUGUUUGGGCUUAUUUUAUGAAAUUUAAAAGUGAGGUCAGAAAGUUAUUACAAGACUUUUGUGUUAUGAUUCAAACACAAUUUGAUAAGAAAGUCAAGAUUGCCAGGUCUGAUCAGGGUGCUGAAUUUCACAUACCUGAAUUCUAUUCCCAACAUGGGAUCAUUCACCAGAUGUAUUGUGUUGAAAAACCUCAACAAAACGCCCGAGUGGAGAGAAAACACCAACAUAUACUAAAUGUAGCUAGAGCCUUAAAGUUCCAAUCUGGUCUUCCACUCAAGUUUGGUCAGAUUUCAUCCAACAUGCUGUUUAUCUCAUUAAUAGGUUGCCUACAGUUGCCAUUUCCAAUAAGACACCCUAUGAAGUUUUGUAUGGUCAUACACCAGAUUUAUCAAACCUAAGGGUAUUUGGUUGUCUAUGCUAUGCUAGCACUUUGGGACACAACAUAACUAAGUUCUUACCUAGGGCCAAACAGUGUGUGUUCUUAGGCUACCCUAUGGGUGUGAAUGUUAUAAGUUAUAUGACUUACAAGACGAGAAGGUGUUUCUUUCUAGGGAUGUUGUCUUUCAUGAAUAUAUCAUCCCUUGCCUAUCUGAAUCUUUCACUACACCUUCAUAAGAUACACUUCUUAUUCCCAUGAUUCCUUCACUUUCUCAUCUUUUCCCCUUUCUAGAACAAGAUACUACACAUGAACCUGAUGUUCCUCUUGCACAACCCCAACCAUCGGUCUCACCAUCUCCUACUCCUCCUUCCUCACCACCUACCAGUCCUGUUCACACAGAACCAAUUAUUCCCUCUCCCUUGCCUGUUUCUCCUAUUCCAGUUCCACCUUCUCCAGCUUCUUCUCCUCAACCAAUUGCUCUUAGGAAAGCUCCUCCUGUUCCUGUCAAACCUAUUCGAUACAAUGAUUAUGUAAUGCACCUAGGAACCACUGAUUCAAAAAUUUAUAUCCAAUGGUUGCUUGCUUGUCAUAUGAACAAUUGUCCAAGAGUUACAGGAAGUAUGUUUUUGGAAGUGGAGUCCACUAUCAUUCCUGGUUCUUUUGAAGAAGCCGUUAAAGAAGAAUAUUGGAGAAGAGCCAUGGACUUAGAGUUGGAAGAACUGGAGGCUAACCACACCUGGGAUUUAGUUCCCAAGCCUUCUCAUCAAAAGGUUAUUAGCAACAUAUGGGUUUACAAUAUCAAGUAUCAAGCAGAUGGUACAAUUGAACGAUACAAAGCCAGGUUGGUGGCUAAGGGAUUUACACAAAUUUAUGGUGUGAAUUUUCUGGAUACCUAUUCUCCAGUAGCUGAUAGACCAUUGAUUACACAUGUUUUUACCCCUAUCCUUGAGCCGUUUGAGAUGUCGAUUCUCUCGUUUUAGGCCGAUUUCACGCUAGGUUGUUCUUGUUUGUGAUAUUUCAGGUCCUAGUACGUGAAUGAAGGUUUAGGAACGAGUUCGGGGUCGAUUGGACGAAGUUUGGACGUUUGGCGAGAAGCUGAGAAGCCACACGGGCAUGCCUAAAAGCCACACGACCGUGUAGGGGACCCCUGAUGGCCGUGUGGAAAUUCCAGGGAACUCACACGGGCACCCUGGGAAGCCACACGGCCUUGUGGGUCGUGGCCGCGUAGGAAGCCUGAAGUCACUUAACGAAACGCCGCGUUUUGCAAAGCCACACGGGCAGCUGGGGGAGUCACCGUGUGGCCUGGUCGUGUGAGUCGGGAUUUUCUGAUUUUAAGCCAAUUUUCAGCAAAGGAGAAGGGAGUUCCGAGUUUUAGAGAAAGAAAGCGAUUCCUAGAGAGAGAAAGCGACGAACCAGAGUUCCCAAGUGCCCUAGCUUGAUCUUCAUCACCAUUGGAGAUCAGCUCACACUUGGAGAAGUGCCGAUUGACGACCAGGAGUAGAAACCCAUACUUCACAGUAUGGUUUCCGCAUCUGAAUCUGCUUUUGCUUCUCUCUCCAUGGAGUAGUUUUCCCAUUCAUAUGGGUAUGGAGAACCCUAGAUUUGUGUGUUAGGUCUGAUUGUAUGAACCCAAGUACAGAUUCUAUGAUUUGAUUAUAUUCAAUUGAGGCUUGAAUGAUUGAAUGACUUGAAUCCUUAUCAAAUUUCCUGUUAUUUCUGCUUUAGCCUAGAAAGAGAAUAUCUGCCUAGGUUGAUAGAGCACCCUUAAUUGAAGGUAGUGAAUUGGCGACUUUAGUCGAGGAGCCAAUUCACUAUUCUGUACCGAGUUUACUUCGGUAGUGGAGGUUUGGUUCAUUAGGGCCUCAAUCUGUUUACUCCGGUGGAGGUUAGUCGCCCGCUGGGGACACAGAUUGAGAGGGUCUGGAGACCUUUAGUCGAGACUUCAGACUGCUUAAGAACCUCCCGCAGUAUAACUAUCAUUAAAACUGAACUUGGUAAAUUGCAAUCCGACUUGACUGCAGUCUAGGGGGAACCAUAUCCGGGUGACCUCUCUCGACUUGAAACAACCGUUUAAUUGCUUUGCUUGUUUGCUUAAUUGAACCUGCACUAAAGUUUUCACUGCUAGAUAAUAAGAAUUCGCUGAGUAG
Messenger RNA from Linum trigynum, 3357 nucleotides. The record is from the annotation of a GenBank genome assembly. NCBI's taxonomy places the organism in Eukaryota, Viridiplantae, Streptophyta, Magnoliopsida, Malpighiales, Linaceae.